CAGCGUGUGGUCAGGUGGCUCCCCGCCUCCUUCGCUGGCUGACGUGGAAGCUCCCGGGAACCCGCCCUAUAUCAAGCGCGGGCGGCCGAGUGCGGCUGAGCGAAAAUUAAAAAAAAGAAAGAAAGAAAAAAGAGUGAGUGAGUGUGUGCGUGUUUGUAGGAAGAAAAGAAGCAAGCAGGCGCCUGAAGGGGCGGAGGUAGGACGGGGCGGGCGGCGAACUGGUUGCGCUGCGGAGGACGGUCCCUCAGCGCUUCUUUCUCACUCUCUCUCCCCCCCCCCGCGCGACUUUCUUUCUCCGCACAACCCGAAGGCGGGACCGCCAGGAAGGAGCCCUGAAGGAGAUGGCUGCAGAAAUGGACCCCGGCAGCCAACAAGGUCUUCUAAAACAUGAAGCUAUUCCUGAAGUUGGAGAAGAUGCUGCUGCAUCAGUUAAUGUUACAGAAGGAUUAUCUGAAGAAGAACAGGAUGAACUUAGAAGAGAGCUUGCAAAGGUAGAAGAAGAAAUUCAAACUCUGUCACAAGUGCUAGCAGCUAAAGAGAAGCAUCUAGCAGAAAUAAAGAGGAAACUAGGAAUCAGUUCAUUGCAGGAGCUGAAGCAGAACCUUUCUAAAGGAUGGCAAGAUGUAACAUCAACAAAUGCAUAUAAGAAGACAUCGGAAACAUUGUCUCAGGCUGGGCAGAAGGCUUCUGCUGCUUUCUCAACGGUUGGUUCUGCAAUCACAAAGAAACUGGAAGAUGUGAAUAUACGUUGUCUACAGCAUUCAAUUAGCAUGCCUGCCAUGAGAAAUUCACCAACAUUCAAGUCGUUUGAAGAGAAAGUGGAAAACCUCAAGUAUAAGGUUGGAGGAAGCAAGCCCGCGGGAGGUGACUUUGGAGAAGUCUUAAAUUCUGCUGCCAAUGCCAGUGCCACAGAAGCUACUACAAAGCAGACAGAAGAGGAGGCUCAAUGAUUGUCCUGCCUUCCUUCUGCAAGCCACUGCCAGAUGCUGCAAGCAAAUGUUGAAGCACAACACCUCUGCUGUUGACUUCCAAGAUGUCUUUCUGUUUAGCACUUAGCUUUAUGAGCUGUUUAAUAGAAAUAAUUUCUGUAGGUUCAGAAGCUGAAAUUACCUGUGUUAUCUGUGGGAUCAGGAUUUUUAUGCAUUUUGAAUAUUUAUGAACUUUGUUUCUGUUCUAAUCACUAAUAUAUUGCAUUACAAAAGUUUCUGUGGGAGGUUCAACAGUGUAUGUGUUGGAUACUAUGCUGAAUAAUAUUUGCUUCAUGUUAAGUUGGUACCCACUUAUUUCACUGCCAAAAACCUAAAAACCUUAGUGAUUAAGUGAAUUCCCACUACUGAUUUUUUUUUUUAAAAAAAGAAUUGUCAUUGGCAAAAUACACUGUUAAACUUGACUGCAUAUGUGUUGCACUCUGCAUUCACUAAAAUAGUACAGGUUCCCUUAAUGUUCACUGUUGCUUAAUUCAUUUUCCCUAAAAGGGUUUUGUGAUUUUCUUUAAGAUAUUGCAAGUUGUCUUAAUUCAGUUUUUUCUCUUGGCUUUGGUUAUGCCAGGGGUAAGCUGGGCUCAUAAAAUAAUGAAGUGGACUGUUAAUGCAAAAUAUGUUGACUGAAAAUAUGAAUGCUUUAGAAAUACCAUGUUUAAAAAAUGCAUUUAACACACUUGCAACUUAGAAAGGAAUAACCAGAGAAUAUGCCAUUUCCUCAGCACAGCCUUUUAAAUGAUCUGCUGACUUGUACACACUGUUCCCUCUUGGCAGGUGAUACAUAUUAAAAUGCUGAAAAGAAAAAGCCCUGCAGGAGAGGAAGAGCCUUUUAAGAUGGUAGUCCCACACUGAAACCUGAAAAUAUACUGAAAUAUACUCAUAGGUCAACUUCCAUUUCAAAAUAUUCUUGAACUGAAACCUGUUAGUGAUCCUGUAAAAAGACUUGAUUUUCUAGAAGCUGAAUGCAUCCCCUUUAUAUCUUGCGUGCUGGCACUAGAUAACUUUCUGGCACACUCUUAAGAUUGAAUUCAGAUGUUUAUGCCACUUUUAAUCACAAAGCUUGGAAUGAAGUAGAACACAUUCUUAAAAGGUGCAUUGUAAUUUCAGCUUUAAUUUUCUAGUUCCACCAAAAUUGCCAUGAAUCAUGUCUGUAAAAGGAACACAUACUGUAUUGGACAGCUGUCUGUAGCAUUUCAAAUUUAGGCCAAAUACCUGAAAAAAUAAAAGCAUUCUAUUCUCAAAUGUAAAAGAUUAACAAGAAUUAUGUGUUUAUACAAUAUCAUAAAAAAGGUCUGUGUUUCAUUCAGACUGGAGUUGUGCACAUUUACUGGGGGAUCAACAGCAUGACUGUGAAGCUUUGGCAUUAAUAGCGGAAGUUCAUUGGGAUCAUGAUACCAUUUGAAUUUCAGCAAAUGAAUGUAUUUUAGCAAUGGAAGUAGUCUUGCUUGCUGUAUUGACACAAUAACUGUCCAUAUACCCAUUGAAACACA
Pogona vitticeps (central bearded dragon) is the source of this 2470-nucleotide messenger RNA. NCBI's taxonomy places the organism in Eukaryota, Metazoa, Chordata, Lepidosauria, Squamata, Agamidae. The record is from RefSeq and is a predicted model, not a curated record.